UGAUGAAUUAACAGAAUUUUGGACUAUGAUUAAGAAAACGAAAGAAAAAAAUUUAUAUGCAUUAUAUGGCGUAUAUAUUGAAAAGUGUGCAAAAGAUUUAGGAUUUCAUGAGCUUUUGAAUCAAACGAUUUAUGAACCUAUUGAAUUCAUCGAUGCUAAAAAUAUAAUUCUAAAGCUUCAACAUAUGGGGACCCCUA
This is a messenger RNA of Dentiscutata erythropus, 197 nucleotides long. Lineage: Eukaryota; Fungi; Glomeromycota; Glomeromycetes; Diversisporales; Gigasporaceae. The record is from the annotation of a GenBank genome assembly.